UUUUGUAUGGGUCCGCGCAUGCGCACUGCACCAGGCCGAUCCUUCGAUCAUGGAGGCUGAAGAUGUGCAAAGCAGCUGCAAACUUUCCUCAGUAAACCUUGUUCAUUAAUCAACCUUUGGUUGCCAGAUCCUCUGCCAUGAAAUCCUCCUGAGUAAUUGACAUGAGUUGGUAAAAUGGCCGCUGAGCUGUUUCCUACCAAAAAGCUGCCGGCUGUCUCUCCUCCCAACACUGGCACGGCUGUACAGCAGUACCAACAGCAGAACAUCAGCAACAACAACACUAUUCAAGGAUGUAACUGGCAAGGCUUGUAUCCCAGUAUCAGAGAGAGAAACGCAGUCAUGUUCAACAACGAGCUGAUGGCCGAUAUUCACUUUGUCGUCGGGCCCCCAGGAGGAACCCAGAGAGUACCAGGACACAAGUAUGUUCUGGCUGUGGGCAGUUCAGUUUUUCAUGCAAUGUUUUACGGAGAACUGGCUGAAGAUAACGAUGAGAUCCGGAUCCCUGAUGUGGAACCAGCCUCAUUCCUGGCUAUGCUAAAGUAUAUUUACUGUGACGAGAUUGACCUGUGUGCCGACACUGUACUUGCCACGCUGUACGCCGCCAAAAAGUACAUCGUUCCCCACUUGGCCCGUGCUUGCGUCAACUUUCUGGAGACCAGCUUGAGUGCCCGAAACGCCUGCGUCCUGCUUUCUCAAAGCUGUCUGUUUGAGGAGCCCGAUCUCACUCAGCGCUGUUGGGAGGUCAUUGACGCGCAGGCAGAACUCGCCCUCCGCUCGGAGGGAUUCUGCGACAUAGAUGCUCAGACCUUGGAGAGCAUCCUGCACCGAGAGACGCUCAACGCCAAAGAGAUGGUGGUGUUCGAAGCGGCACUGAGCUGGGCCGAAGCAGAAUGUCACCGACAGGAACUUCAGCCCACUAUAGAGAACAAACGUCUCGUUUUGGGAAAGGCGAUCUAUUUGAUUCGGAUCCCUGCGAUGGCACUUGAUGAUUUUGCGAACGGCGUGGCGCAAUCCAGUGUGCUGACGCUCAACGAGACCAAUGAUAUUUUCCUGUGGUACACGGCGGCCAAGAAACCCGAGCUGAAGUUUGUCUGCAAACCACGUAAGGGCUUGACGCCGCAGAAGUGCCACAGGUUCCAGUCUUGCGCGUACCGUAGCAAUCAGUGGCGCUACCGUGGCCGCUGCGACAGCAUUCAGUUUGCGGUGGACAAGCGCGUAUUCAUCGCUGGGUUCGGCUUGUACGGUUCGAGCUGUGGUUCGGCGGAGUACCAGGCCAAGAUUGAGCUGAAACGCCAGGGCGUGACGCUCGGUAUCGCCAUCAUCAAAUACUUCUCCGAUGGUUCCAGCAACACCUUCCCUGCGUUCUUCGAGUACCCGGUGCAGAUCGAACCCGACACGUUCUACACGGCGAGCGUAGUUCUGGACGGAAAUGAGUUGAGUUAUUUUGGGCAGGAGGGGAUGACGGAGGUCCAGUGUGGAAAGGUGACCUUCCAAUUCCAGUGCUCGUCGGACAGUACCAACGGCACGGGCGUGCAGGGGGGGCAGAUCCCCGAACUCAUAUUUUACUCAUGAGAGCCUCCCGUUCACAAAUAGUCGAACAAUUAUUUUGUUCCUUAAUGAAGUGCUGCUCACGUUUUGCACUGAUGCUACAAAAGAGCAAAUUAUAGAGAUUUUAGUACGCUGACAAUCUUUAUAGACUAUCAGAAGGGUUUGGGCAAACACUACAAAUGCACUGAAUGUUCAAAAAAGUAUUCGGUGCAAAAAUAGCACUUGUUUCUACACUGCCGACAUGUUUGCUGUGUUUACUCUCUACACACUGGUUGCUAUUUGAUUGUGUCAUAAAAAUACAUUAUUGUUCUGUCAAAUUUAUUCAGUCUUUUCACUUAUUCAUUCGAUCACCGAAAAAGUUUUUUGCUAUUUUGGCCGAAUACUUUCUGUUGCCGAAUAUUCAGUGCGUCACUAGCAAACGGACAUUCAAAUGUUGUUAUCAGGUUUGAUUACAACAUUGUCUGUUUUUUCUUCAUCAAAAGCUGUUGUGUGGCAAAACAAAACAUUCAAAACAUAACGCACAAAUGAUAUAGCGUUAAUUUUUGGGUGUACUGUUCCUUUAAGAGCAGAGAUUAUAAUUCAUCUGUGUAACUGAACAGAUCUUAAAAUCAAGCUUGUAACUUUUUGGAUAAAAAAAGUUGCAGACGAUAAAUGUACUUGUGAUCAUGCCGCAACAGAAAUUUUUUACAUGAAUAACAUCUGGAUUGUGUAAAAUGAUAGAGAUUUUGUCAAUUUUAGGAUUAUUAAAAAGUCAUGUGAUUGAUAUUUAAGGACCAGUGUUAAAAUCUAAAGUGAACAAUCAUGCUCAUGGACAUUUGCUCGUUCUGAAUAAAACUGAUCUUUGUGUGCCAUCGUAAUGAAAUGUAUUUUACUGAACUCUAUAGUAAUUGUAUACUUUUUUACUUAACAUGUGAAGCACAAUUUGUCAUACGUUUCGCUGAUGAAAAAUGUUAUUUUUUUCUACUUACUAUUCAUGUAAUAUUUUAUUAUUUUUGUGCAACGCAACAUUUACUGUAAAAGCCAUUUAACAAAAACGUUGAGAGGAAAAAUUAUUUGUGAGAGGAUUUUUUGUGGUGUUUGCUAAGGAGCAAUUUACUCGUAACUUGUAACAACUGGGGUUUUUACAAACAGAAAACAUUUGGCACGAAUAGCGUUGCUAACACGAAUGAGAUUUUCAAUUGUAUGACUUUUCUUAAAGUAAAAAUGUUCAGCUGGUGUAACAGAGAGAGAUGUAAAUGUGGGUAAAGACUCAUAACAUCGUAAUAACACACCUUGGCAUUUACCCAUAACACCCUGAGCGGUGUAGCAGUGUAUUUUUGUUGGGCAAACACCACUUACGUUUUAAAAGUUUAAAGUCACAAUGAAACGGAAAGAUUUUUUUCCGUUAGUGACGUUUAUCCAAGUAAACCAGCUUCUGAAAUGAGAAAAAUUUGUAGGGCGGGACUUGAGUUAGUCCAUCAAGAAUGGAUUGGAUUGUUGGAAGUUAAAUUGUGUUGCUAUUUGCUAAUCGCUGCGAUUUUUUAAAUAAUGAAGCUUACAAGUCAUUUAAAAAAAACUACCACAAUAUAAAAAACUUCUAUUUCAUCGUGACUUUAAAAAUUUAGCUAUUACUGUGGUCAACGUUAUAUUUGCCAAACUUGAGACUUUUGCCUUGAGUAACAAUAUUCAAGCUCUUUCAAAUAACGUACAAUUUUAAUGUUGACGUCAAAGUCGACUUUAAUUGCACUAUUUUUCAUUACUAUCUUUUCAUUUUUAAGUUUUUGUAAUACUGUGGCAUAAUCUAGAUUUAUUAUUACAUUCUGUAUCGCUACACUGUGUUUAGUAAUCCUACUCCAGGGUAAAAUCCAGUUUUCUGUCGUACUUUGUGCCUUUUUGGAUUGGGUCUAAUGGUUUCAAUGACCCGAGUGGUUCUUACGUGUACAGUUGAUGUUCCUAAGAUGCAAAAUGUUUAACAUGCUUCAAGUACUGGGUUUGUUCACUGAAAUUGUAAGUGCUUAAGGUCACCGAUUAAUUCAAUUCGCACCUGUAUUUUGUUAGAUUUGAUUUCUUGUGUUAUGUAGAAAAGGAGAUACCCGUGUAAGUGCCAAGAGACAUUGAAUGUGUGAGCUGCAUUGUGUCAACAUGAAUAAAUAACUAUCUUUAACUUCA
Messenger RNA from Paramisgurnus dabryanus, 3696 nucleotides. It is a transcript of the gene btbd3a, whose product is annotated as BTB (POZ) domain containing 3a. The record is from RefSeq and is a predicted model, not a curated record. Lineage: Eukaryota; Metazoa; Chordata; Actinopteri; Cypriniformes; Cobitidae. Gene Ontology annotation, molecular function: protein binding. Gene Ontology annotation, cellular component: cytosol. Gene Ontology annotation, biological process: neurogenesis; dendrite morphogenesis; cerebral cortex development.